GCAACUUGCACAGUUCCGGUUGCAGCUGAAGCAAGCAUCAUCAGGGAUCAGGGUUUCAGUUUUUUUAUUGUUCCCAUUUACUAAAAAUAAAGCCACCUAUUUAUUGGUCCGCCAGGGAUUUUCCAUCUUUUCUUUCAUUUUUCGUUUUAAAAGUAACAAUGAUUAAAGUGCAAGAAAUCAAAGACCAGGUUGAUAAGUCCUUAACUGACGAAUCAAAGCCAUGGACUCCGAUCUUUGCUCUCUUAGAAAGCAAAACUGGAGUCAAAAGAUCUUAUUUAUUUAGUGGAUUUGUGGGUUUUGUUGUGCUCUACUUGAUAUUUGGAUAUGCAGCGCAGCUUGUCUGUAACAUCAUCGGGUUUGUUUACCCGGCAUACUGUUCAAUAAGAGCUCUAGAGUCUCCAAACAAAGAAGAUGACACCAAAUGGCUGACUUACUGGACUGUUUUUGCAUUCUUAUCUAUCAUAGAGUUUCCCUCAGAAAUUAUCUUGCGAGUCAUUCCAGUCUAUUGGCUUCUUAAGUGCAUUUUCUUCAUUUGGUGUUACUUACCCAUUGAAAACAAUGGUUCUAUCAUCCUCUAUCGCAGAUUAGUUCGGCCCAUGUACCUCAAGUACCAAAACAAUAUUGAAGAUGUAACCUCUAAAUUAACAUCCCAAGCUACCAAAUACAUUGCUAAAAAUUUGUUUGAAGAUGGUAAAAAGGGUGAAUGAGAUAGUCUCAGUUAUAUCUUCUGAAUGGUGUUGUGUGGUUAAAAGGACUGUUUUAUGGUAAUAUUUCUUCAAUUUCCAUUAUUUUAGGUAACUUUUGAAAUUUUUAUUUUUUCCCUGUUUAUUAGUAUCCAACAAAUGUAGCUAUAGUUAUAAAUUAAUCAAAUAUUUUUUUAAUCAGGGUGUCACAGGCUACUUUGAAUUGAAGUUCUGUACUGAGCAAUCAUUACUGAGCUGUUAUUCUGUUAGGUAUAUAAUAUUUUACAUCAAAUGAAAUUUUAAGAAAAUGAGUCAGUGUAUGAUAAUGUUGUUGAUUAGUGAUUAGUUUUAAUAUUAUUCCUCUUUGACAUUUUUCCAUCCAAGAGCCCUACAGGAACGAAUUCUCUUGACUUUAUUUUUGAUUCCUGACUAUUACUCAUUUUGAACAUUAUGGUCAUUUGGAAUAAGUUUUUUUUUUUUUAGCUAUUUGCAUACAUAUGGAAGCAAACUAUCUUUCCAUUAACGAUUCAUUAUCAAGUUACUUUCCCAUCAGGAAUCCGUGCUUUACUUAUGUUCAUUAAUGUACAAUGGGAAAUGCAUCACUCCAGUUGUUACAUUGCUUGAGUGCAAAGGAUCAUCUCUCGUUUUCCAUUAAGGCAUUGCCACCAGUGAACUUUUAAACUCGUUGUUCUGAAAUAGAUGACAUGGACCUCUAGACUUUCAUCUCUUUUGAAGUACCUCUUAGAGCAACGUGUAGUGUGGAAUUUAACUCAACCUUCCCCUGGCAUUUGUGCAAUUUGAGUUUCUUAAAACAGGGGUUCUCAUGGUGGAUUGCAGGUGCCAUUUCACAAAAUAGCAUCCUAGAUUAUUUGCAAGAAUUGUUUUUAUCUCAAACUUUUCAAGGCUGUAAGCAUGCUUUAAUCUACACAGUUGUGAUUCUCUGGUGGUACCAUGUACAUAUUCAUCUCAAAUAGAAGAUUUCUUCUCAAUGAAAUCUGUACUUGGAUGUGAAAAAUAACGCAUGAGUGCUUUUAAGUCAAUACGUAAACCUGUGUGUUUUGAUACUCUUUGUAAAAGUGAACUAGCGUUUGCACAGAUAGAUUUUUGCUAUUUUAUAUGCAUAGCCCUACUGUGAAAUAGAAGGACUGUAAUUUUGUUUUUAUAUUCUCUCCAAUGUUUUUUUUUAUCUUCAUCCUAAUGAAACUAAGAGAUAAAUAAAAUUACUGUAAAACUA
Molecule: messenger RNA, 1917 nt
Organism: Bemisia tabaci
Lineage: Eukaryota; Metazoa; Arthropoda; Insecta; Hemiptera; Aleyrodidae
Product: receptor expression-enhancing protein 5
Source: RefSeq, a predicted model, not a curated record